Molecule: messenger RNA, 354 nt
Organism: Clunio marinus
Lineage: Eukaryota; Metazoa; Arthropoda; Insecta; Diptera; Chironomidae
Source: the annotation of a GenBank genome assembly
AUGAACUUCAAGAGCGUGAAUAUAAUAUUGAAUACAAACAAUCCUCAAUCAGAAAGCAGCUUAAAAGCCAUUACUUCGAACGUAGAGCCUCAGUCAAAGGAUGAAGACUCCAAAACAAAUGAAAAAGGAAAUCUUGAAUUGGAUCUACCACCAGUUCCAACCAAUACUCCAAUAUCAUCAAAGUCGGUUGGUUCUAAUGAUGGUGCAGAAGAAAUAAAGCGAAAAUAUCGAAAUCCUUUCGCAAAAAAAUAUUUCAAAAAAUCCAAUAUUAAAAAACAGGAUGUUAUUACGCCACAACCAUUCCAUCAAGAUCCACCACAUCAGACCUUUGUUCCACAACCACAUCAACAGUAG